Molecule: messenger RNA, 198 nt
Organism: Mesorhabditis spiculigera
Lineage: Eukaryota; Metazoa; Nematoda; Chromadorea; Rhabditida; Rhabditidae
Source: the annotation of a GenBank genome assembly
AUGCGUCUCUUGCUGCUGCUCCUCGCGGUGAUUACGGUAGUCGCCGGGUGCUGGGUUGGUGACUGUAAUGGGCAGUUGAAGCUAGGAAAUGUCCAUCCGAAACCGGGCCACAGCUGCGCCUUCGACACUGAUUGCCCUCCGGGCCAUGCUUGCCUGAUGUUCAGGGGCCAUGGUCAGUGCUCGGGCGAUAGAAAGAGC